Molecule: messenger RNA, 1455 nt
Organism: Amphibalanus amphitrite
Lineage: Eukaryota; Metazoa; Arthropoda; Thecostraca; Balanomorpha; Balanidae
Product: MFS-type transporter SLC18B1-like
Exons: 2
Coding region: 1-1455 (484 amino acids)
Biological process (GO): transmembrane transport
Molecular function (GO): transmembrane transporter activity
Source: RefSeq, a predicted model, not a curated record
AUGUCUGAGGAAGCUGACAGACAGCGUCUCCUAACUGGCCAAACGGAGGACGGCGGUCAAAACCGCCGCUAUGGAGCCUGCGAAUGCCAAGACAUCAACCAAGACGGUCCUAAAACUGUCUUCAGCGCCGGCGUCCAGCCCGGUCUGACGGAGCCGGCGGCGCCUCUGACGCGCAGAGAGCAGAGACUGCUGGGCUGUCUGGCGCUGGUGGGUCUGCUGAGUGGCUCUCUGUUGGUGGUGAUGAUACCAUUCUUCCCGGUGGAGGCAGCCGCCCGCGGGCUCUCCCAGACCACCAUCAGUGCCGUGUUCAGCAGCUACGCGCUGGCGCAGACGGCGGCCAGCCCGCUGGUCGGCCGGCUGGCGCCCGUGGUGGGAGUCACGCGGCUCUACACGCUCGGCCUGGCCACGGCCGGCGUGACCACGGUGGUGUUCGGCGCCCUGCGGCACAUCGUCGACCCGCGCCUGUUCGCGGCGGCCUGUCUGGCGGUGCGGCUGGUCGAGGCGGCCGGCACCGCCGCUGUCUCCGGCUGCGCGCUCACUAUCAUCGCCAGCCAGUUCCCGACACGCACUAGCCGUGCGAUAGCGCUAGUCACCGCCUCCCAGGCCGUCGGCAUGGCCGCCGCCCCGGCCAUCGGCAGUGGCCUGUUCGCGCUCGGCGGCUUCUCGCUGCCCUUUUACGUGACCGGGGCGGCCCUGCUGCUAGUGGCCUCCCUGAACCACUGGCUGAUGCCGGUCGUGGAGCGCUGCCACCGGCCCGCGGUGCCCUACCUGAGCCUGUGGCGGGUGUUCGCCAGGUGCCCGGAGAACUGGCUGUGCCUGCUGACCGUGUUCCACUACUCGCUGGUGCUGCUGACGUUCGACACCUCCGUGGCGCCGUACGCCGACCGCACGCUCGGUGUCACGCCCUCCACGCUCGGACUCUACUUCACCGUCGCCACGAUCGCGUUCGCGCUCACCGCCUUCGUGUGGGCGCGGGUCGCCGAGACCUCACGACGUCCACACGCGUUCAUCGGCCUGGGUCUGCUGGUGGUGUCAGCCAGCCUGCUGUUGGCGCCGCCAUCGCCGCUGCUGGUCGGUCUCCAGCCGCACUGGUGGCUCCUCGGCCUGGGCAUGACGCUGAUGGAGGCGUUCUUCGGCGGCGCCUACAUCCCCUCGUUCCAGCUGAUGCUGGCGGCAGGAGUGGGCGCCGGACUGGCCGACGACCUCAUCAGUCAGGCGUUCGUCUCCGGCGUGCUGUGGACGGCUCACUCGCUGGGCAGUGUGGUCGGCCCGCCGCUCGGCGGCCUGGUCGUGGACCGGUACGGGUUUCCCGUGAUGAUGACCGGUCUGUCAGCUCUGGUGUUGGUGGUUGCUGUGAUGAAUCUGUGCUACGCCGGCUGGGUCGCAUGCCGCCCAACCUCAGCCAAUCCCAGCGAGUCAAACUCCGCGGGUGAACGCAUUCAGAGCAAGGCAUAA